Messenger RNA from Trichoderma citrinoviride, 303 nucleotides. RefSeq lists its product as hypothetical. The record is from RefSeq and is a predicted model, not a curated record. The transcript is spliced from 2 exons. Lineage: Eukaryota; Fungi; Ascomycota; Sordariomycetes; Hypocreales; Hypocreaceae. The coding region runs from base 1 to 303 and encodes 100 amino acids.
AUGGACAGCAGCGGCAACAACAACACAAACCAGAUCCAGCAGAAUCCUGGUCUGAUGGGAGCUCAUGCGCAAUACAUCAAGGGCCUAGGAGAAUCCACCAUUGGUAGCAUCAGCGGUUCCCAGGCCUGGUCUGCCUCGGGAGAGCAAGACAAAGCAGCCGCCGUCGACGCCAUGCGAAAGGCUGCCGACAAGAGAGAUCCGAACCAGGGUUACGGAAAGGCCGAGGAGUGGGCGGGCAAACUGACUGGCUGCGAGGGCAUGCAGAAGGAGGGCGCGGCGAGUUCCCAGAAGAGGAGCGACUGA